Lytechinus pictus (painted urchin) is the source of this 4200-nucleotide messenger RNA. RefSeq lists its product as uncharacterized. Bases 591 to 2741 code for a protein of 716 amino acids. The record is from RefSeq and is a predicted model, not a curated record. NCBI's taxonomy places the organism in Eukaryota, Metazoa, Echinodermata, Echinoidea, Temnopleuroida, Toxopneustidae. The transcript has 12 exons.
AUUCAUCAAUACAUAUUCUUUUGUACAUUUUGCUCACAUGAUUUUGUUACGCAGUAGACUGUGAUUUGAUUACCAUGUUGUUUCUAAUGGGAAGUGGUUUACUCUAAACAAAUCGUCGUCCUCUCUUUCAAUGGAUACAUCAACUGGGUCUACAGUGUUAUCCGAAAGUGGACUCUAUAACUUCUGCUUUCAAAAAUUAUUUUUGUGUUUGUAGUUGAUAGAGGAAUUCCAAUUAAGGAUCAGAAAAAAGGGUCAAAGCAGUUGGAUUGGUCCGAUUGGAUUUUCAAAGACCAUGGCAACGUUACGGCUUCUUUUUGCAGGAGGCCUAUUUUGUAUUCUUGUAGUGUCUUGCCAAGCAAGUGAUUGCCCCUACGGGAAAUACUGGGACCCGAACUUUGGAGCGUGCAGAGAAUGCAGCCCUUGUCCUAGAGAUGCAAUUCUUGGUCAAGGUGUCAUUGUCAAGAUAAGCAUGUGCAGUCAAUACGACUCACUAUGCCCCAACUGGUGCUCGGAGGAGACUCAGACGUGGAACCCAAACGAAGGAAGAGACGCGUGCCCUCCGACCACUCCCACCCCGCCAGGUAGAUUGCAUGCGCAUGCACCCCCAACCUGCACGGCUUUUUAUUUUUAAUUUCUUGAUUUCUGUUUGCCUCAACCACAGAGAGUUCUACGAUAUUAGCAGCCGUAAAUGUGCUAAAUGUUCCCGCUGCCCUGCUAAUUUGAUCUUGAGUGAAAUGUAUCAGCAAUUGCCGUGCUAUAGCCAGGGGGUCACAUGUCCAGAUUGGUGCUCCCCCUGGCAGUCCGCCCCCUCUGGAGAUGAUAUCCUAGAUGCAUGUUACAGGAAUAAGAAUCCUCUCACAACCACCCCAACCCCAGUUCCAUCUGUCAAUGUGACAAUGAGCGAGCGAAAGUACAACACCACUGCCAACCGAUAUUCUGUGAUGUGCACAAUAUCAUUCAUUAACAUGCCCACCCCUACAUUGGAGUGGUUCAAUCCGUCCGGGCAACUCCUUGCCCCAACUGAUACUUGGGGAGAGGCGACGACGCAGGAGAUCAUUGAUGACCAAGAGAUUGUGUCGACUCUUCUUACAAAGGAAUUUGAGAAGGGUGACGAAGGGCAAUAUACAUGUGCUUCUCAGGGUGUCCCAACUGCCAAUCAGACUGUCUUUCUGGAAUACGUGGAUCCUCCUACCUCACCUCCUACUACCAUUAGCGUACCGGGUAGUACUCAGGGAACGGAACAUACCACACCAAAGGGAGAUGAAUCCGGCCAACCUGAAGGUGGACUUUCUGUUCUAUUUAUUAUUGGUAUUGCUGUUCUUGUUCUCCUGUCAGUAUGCCUUAUGGUAUGUUUGGCAUUCGUGUGUGUGAAAAGGAGACUAAACCAACCUCGAGGCAGGAGAUUGCACGACUCAGAAUCGCAUCCAUUGAAUGAUUUCAAUAAUGGCCUCACCUUAGAGACUUCGGAUUUUAAGAGUGCUAAAAUAAGAGGGAUUGCGGCCUGUCUAGACCUACCGGAUUGUGUUGCUGUUAUCAUCAAGAAAAAUGGGAACAAGAUCAAACGAGUAGAAAGUUCGAUGACUCGAGAAGAUAUUUUCUUCAUUGAAACAAUGCAAUGGGAUGACAGCAUAGAAAUUUGGAUGGAAUAUGCUGCCAGAUGUAACUGGAUUAAAUGUUUCUGUAGAGAUAUCGAGAAGAUCAAGACCUUGAAGAUGAACUGUCUAAAGAUCAGUAACAUCACUGGGACAUCGGUUUCAAUUUCCUGCCCAAACGUGAAAAACAAAUUUUACUUGCAUUAUGAAGAAAAGAAUUCUCCCAGCUCAAGCUCAAGUGCUGAAACCAUAGAAGGUGGUAGCAGGGAGAUCCGUGACCUUCGACCCAGCACAGAGUAUUCCGUUCAGCUCGGUAACAAGGGUCAGACUGGGGAUUCGAGAGAGUUCAUUUGGAUUUGGAAGGAGGAAUUUAGCACAGAAGAUUUGAGAUUAAGGCACACAUCAACCAGAGAAACGCUGACACUGACUUGGCCAUCUGUCCCAAGCUCCUUGCCCCUUUGCUAUACCUUGAAUCAGGAAAAACAGAAGGAGAUGGCAGGUAGUGGCAACCAGUUUCCAAUCAAGAUCUCGCACCUAAUUCCUGAUAUGGAGCAAGUCUUGAAGAUCAGAGAGAGAGGUACCACUGCUCCCAGACACCUUCAGGAAAUUAUGUUUAAAACACAAGGUCCCUGGAAAGAUGGAGGAGACUACAAAGGAUAUGCCACUACAGAUUGCGAAGGUCCAGAACCAGAUGGAAAUCGCGGCCGACUAAACGGGCGCACAAACAAGUGUGUCACUGGACUUCUAGAAGCUGUCCACUCUUUACGAGACAAGGAUGCAACAGAUUGCACACGUCCAGAGCCAGAGACGCCUGUUUUAGAGGCUGCUGUGAAUAGCCUGAAGGAGUUCUUUAAAGACUACAACAAACUCAGUUGUAACAACGUCUACCGUGUUGUACCUAAAAAAAGCUUUCUCUUUCAUAUAGAAGACUUUGUAAAAAUCAAUGCUAUGCAGGAUUACACAGGUGUAUUUGAUUUCCUGAAGAGGUUCUCCAGUCAGGCGGGGGCACAGUCCCCAGUUGGUGUUUCCUAUGCUGAGAAGCUGUUGGAUGCCCACGAUGGUCCUACUUGUCGAUUUUGCAAGCAUGCUGUAUUUCUACUUAAACGGAGGACACCCCGAACUGACCCACAGCAGUCUAAUUGUAUAUAGGAGAUUAUAUCUAGUAUCUAGCUUAUUCAUGUAGAUUUCUAAUCGGAUAUGUAAUUUCUGUUGCGUUGUGAAACCUCUGUGUGUGAUAUACUGUGUGUUAUGUUUCCUGUUGAACCAUAGGGGUUCAGUGUCUCCUUAAGGACACUCUGUGAUCCUGACUGUUGGCCUUAAUGUAAUUAUAUUUCACCAGAAAGAGACAAGUGUACUGAGAAUUUUCAUUCAAUAUCCAAUGCACUAAAUUUGCACUGCUUCCAAAUAAAAGCCAAUUAACUUACGCCAAUCAUUAUGCCCUCAAAAUGAAUGUAAUUGAAAAAUUUUAAUUGGAAAUUGGCAAAUUUUUAAUCAUAUUUUGCAAUAGUCUUUAUGACCCAUUUAAAAAAAAUCCAUAUUCAUUUAUUCAAACUAUAAAGACAGUAAAAAAAUAUAUUUGCCAAUUUGAGUAUUGAAAAGUGAUCAAGUUCGACAUCGAAAACAUUUGUACAUCUAUCGGUUAAGCAACACAGCUCUUUUUUUUGCUUGUACAUGUAAAACAAAAAUCAGUAGGAUGUUAGUGUGUGGUACAUAUUACUCUUAUGUCAUGUCACAUGAUUACAUAAAACUGCCAUCCAAUCACAUAGACAUUUAGAACACAAAUAACUGUUGUCCAAAGGCUCUUGAACAUAACAUGACUUUGAUAGUGUCUUUAUUAAUGCCGUUUUGUGACUCAAUCUUAUUUCCCAAUUGUUCACUAAAUUUUCCUAGAAUGUUGAUUCUUUUAUGUUUGCAUCUGUGAGGCCUGUUGCACAAGCAAUUGUAAUCAAAUGAAAUGUAAAAAAUCAAAGUAAGCUGUCUUGAAAUUCAUAUUCAACCAAUCAGGCUUCCAUAACUCAAAGGUUAGCAAUUGAUUGUACGCUUGAUUUUCACGAUUGAUCAAGGGAAUCAAUCGUUGAAAAAUGUUCUAUGAUCAUUGCUAAGUUUUGUGUUACCGGCCCCAGGAGUACAUUUCUAGACUAAUUUUUUAUAUCUACAACAGGCCCAUGGAGUUAUAUCAACAAGUCAUUUUCAUAUGUAAAUUUAAAAAAAAAUAUUACAACUGUAUAUAGAAGCGCUUUUAUUUGAGAGGUCUGUUCAAUAUGGCAACAUCUUUCUAGAAAUUGAAUAUUGUAUUAUCGGUGUGCAGGACACAUCUUUUUCUCAUAAGAGAGGUAUAGAGGAAAACUUGGCAAAUUAUGACUGGAAACUAUGCUGGUGGCAUGAUUUCACAGAAUUUCAAGAGCAAAAAUAUAUGAAGAUAUACAUGUAUGCUACUGUAAUGAAAUAUUGAUAAUAUAUUUUACAUGGUUUUAUCUUUGAAAAAACUCAAAUCCACCCCUAAAGCUUAUAUGAAGCAAAGGAGUGAAAUUAACAGGCACUGACUGUAGAGUCUUUAUGAAGUUGGAUGAGAAAAAUAAAUAGCAUAUUGAUACAGUGAAUACCACAA